AGAAAACAACAUGGCGGACGGUGAAGAAGAAAGCACGUGUACUUUCUCUGGUUUGGGAUUGAAUAAAUGGCUCGUAAAUCAGUGUGAUGCUGUAGGAAUAAAGAGCCCGACAGAAAUUCAACAGAAGUGCAUACCACCGAUCUUAGAGGGACGAGACUGCAUUGGAUGUGCAAAAACCGGUAGUGGAAAGACCGCAGCUUUUGCUCUUCCUAUUCUUCAGAAAUUAUGUGAAGAUCCUUAUGGCAUUUUUGCUGUGAUUCUUACUCCUACCAGGUAAGGGCUCUUGAUAAAAUUAAAUUAUUAACAGUUUUGAUUACUGGAAUACAGAAAUGAUAAUAGAAAACCUUUAUAAAUAUUAUUUAUGCAUAGAGUUUAAUUGCAUGUAUCAUUCUUUCCUAUUUUCUUAUUUGUUUAACUUUUUUCCAACUCGCCACGAUCCUUAGCUAAAUAUACAGUUAGUUCCCUCUUAAGCGACCAGUCUUGAUGCCGGAAAUAGUGGCUGCUUUAUGGAGAUGGUGGCUCAAGAAAAAAAACAAGUCAAUAAGCCAAAAAGGGCAGCCAAAAACUGUAUGGAUCAACAUAUAGUAGAUGUUUAUCGCCAUAAUAUUGUUGUCCAUCGUAGUAUACAGGGUGAGUGUCAAACUUGAUCCCAGUAAAUGGCUUUUUUGUCUACUGUAUCCCAGAUCUAAAGUAAAGACGUUCAACAACAAACUCUACUGUCUUUAAUAAAAUUUAUUAACUCAUUCGCCUCUGAACUGCCCAUAACCAACCGGGAAGAUCCAUGUCCCUUUUACCGCUUGUCCCCUAACUUGUGCAGGGUAAAGAGAUCUUUCCAUCCAUUCCAGAAGGAGCACAAUUCAGUUGAGGAGACUGGAGAAAAAAGGCAAAAAACCAUGUAACAUUGACUUGCAAAUUUCAACUAUAAUCUUGUUUCACUACCCACCUACGUUUCCUUUUAUCUAAUCCUAAAAUCAUAAAAGCAUUGCCAAAACCUUUUCCCACAAGAAUGAAGCCUAAUAAAUAACCAACAAAAGAAAAAAAAUGAGACAAGAAAAGUGAAAGAAGAGGGGAGGAUAGAAAGCAAAAAGAAAAAGUCAAGACUGAUGUGUCACUUUUAAACCCNACAGGGUGAGUGUCAAACUUGAUCCCAGUAAAUGGCUUUUUUGUCUACUGUAUCCCAGAUCUAAAGUAAAGACGUUCAACAACAAACUCUACUGUCUUUAAUAAAAUUUAUUAACUCAUUCGCCUCUGAACUGCCCAUAACCAACCGGGAAGAUCCAUGUCCCUUUUACCGCUUGUCCCCUAACUUGUGCAGGGUAAAGAGAUCUUUCCAUCCAUUCCAGAAGGAGCACAAUUCAGUUGAGGAGACUGGAGAAAAAAGGCAAAAAACCAUGUAACAUUGACUUGCAAAUUUCAACUAUAAUCUUGUUUCACUACCCACCUACGUUUCCUUUUAUCUAAUCCUAAAAUCAUAAAAGCAUUGCCAAAACCUUUUCCCACAAGAAUGAAGCCUAAUAAAUAACCAACAAAAGAAAAAAAAUGAGACAAGAAAAGUGAAAGAAGAGGGGAGGAUAGAAAGCAAAAAGAAAAAGUCAAGACUGAUGUGUCACUUUUAAACCCCCAAAUUUUUCUUUUCUACGCAUGCCUGAUCUUCGCAAGCUAAUAUUUUGUAUCUGGAUUAGAAGACUGCAAAGUGUAUGACCUGUAAACAACUUUGUGGUACGUUUAAGCUCUUUAUAGCCAGACAGUGACUAGAAAACUGCUUAACUAGCCUCAAAACACAUUUUUUGGCAAAAUUCUUAGGGUCAAAUGGCUCAAGCAAAGUACCAGGUUUUUUGAGAAAAUCCACUUUUCAGCAUAAAACAACCAAGUCUGGCCAUUUAAUGCCAACUCCGAUUUUCAAAAACUCGACAAAAGGCCAUUUGUAGGUUUUUUUUAUUAAAUAAGGGCACUUACCCCUAGUAUCGAAUCCCAUCAGAGCUCAUAAUUCUGUCCUUUACUCAUGAUGAGCAUUAUAUCUUUCCCAUUUUAGGGAACUUGCCUAUCAAAUCUGUGACCAAUUUCGAGUACUUGGGAAACCCAUCGGCUUAAAAGAAGCAGUCAUCAUUGGUGGCCUUGAUAUGAUGAAGCAAGCAUUGGCUCUUGCUGAGAAGCCUCAUGUUGUCAUAGCAACACCUGGGCGACUUGCUGACCACCUUAAGAGCACAGACACUGUUCACCUCAAGAGAAUCAAGUUCUUGGUUCUUGAUGAAGCCGAUAGGCUUUUGGAUCCUUCAUUUGGCGAUGAUUUGCAAGUCAUAUUUGACAAUGUUCCAAGUGAAAGACAGACUUUGUUGUUUAGUGCUACGUUAACAGACACAUUACAGGAGUUGAGGGAGCUGUCUCCUAAUGAACCUUUUUACUAUGAGGUCAAGUCUGAGUAAGUUACAGGAGAAUAAUUCUGUCAGUUCUGUUAGCAAAAUGCAUGACUAUAGUUAAGUAAUUUGCAGGUAAUAAGCUUCAAUGGAAAACUUAGAUUUUAAUACCCUCACAUCUUAACUGCCUGUUACAAUACCACAGCGUUUUUCCAUGUCCUUUUUACCGCUUGUGACAAUAUUGGUUUCAGUGGUUAAAAGCAACUUUGAAACCCAACUUGUACAUCUUUCAAUCCAUAUGAGGACAAUUCAGUCAAACAGGUGAGAAAAAAUGCUACAAAUCAUGUGACUGAGAAUAAUUAUAUUAGGCUGGUUUAGCAACAGAGCAGGAACAUCGUAAUGUAAACAACAUGCAACCCUAAACCCUCAAUUUGAGAAUAGUAGCAGGGACAGGAGGAUUCACAAUUGCUUGGUUCGUCGCCAUGUUUGAGAAACUGACAAAGAGCGUGUCGCACAUAGUUUGCCUUAUUUGGAAAUUCCCAAGGGGUGGUUGAAGGACAGCAUUUUUACCAGGCAACACAAAAUGGUGCACAAAAUGCUAUUGUCUUUGCUUGUCAAUCAUAAACGUACAAUUUAAAGUGUCUGGAUUCCGAUUUUACAAUAUAAUAACUCACUAAGGGCACCCUGGAAAAGGUGUGCAAAAAUUGAACGAAAACCAAAACUUGGAAGCAAAGAAUUGUGAAUCGAACCGAACGGUCAUAAUCACGAUUAAUCGAGAAUUGAUUAAUCGUUACACUACUACCUCUGAACACGAUUAAUACCUACCACCUUCUAGUUACCAUUCCAGAUGCAUAUUUACCACUAAGUUACGGUAACAUCAACACGCAUCUUCUCCAUACUGUUCUUCAUACAUUCCUUAUGGUACUGCUUGAGAGAAUUUGUUCUAACAUCACAACAUUUCAUCUCUGCAUGGUGAUCAUUUCAUUACUUCUCAUGACCUGUCUGUUUGAUCAGACAGUGUUAUUGUUGAAAGAAAUUGAAUGUGGGUCACUUUUGGGGCUUAAAGGGUUAGAAAAAACUUUUGUGACAAAUAUCCUACAUACUGCUUGAACUACAAUGUUAAUAGGUGGCAUACAGUAUUUGCAGCGAUAUAAAUGUGAUAGAGAUCAUGCCACUUUCACCAGAAAACUUCAGUGCAAGUCUUGCCCCACUACCACCUGUACUUUUCGUGAAAAAUCUUUCCUGCUGAAAUAAAGCCUAGUUCAGGUGAAUGACUACUGAAAGAAAAAAAAUUCAAGGCAACUAAAGCAAAAAAGUGGGGGAAGACUCAAGAGAGAAAGUGAAAAUGCAAAUUUUUGCAUGCUGCACAUGCCUGAACUUUGAAAACUGUAGUUUAGUUUAGGAGCAAAAGCCCUCAUAGUGCCUGACUUGGCAACAAAAAUUUGGGUGGUUUUGCUUCUGUUUGGCCUGUUAGUCUCCAGAAAUGAGCUUGACCAGCUUCAAAUGGUAAUAUUUGGUAAAAUUUCCCCUUUAGCAUAUCAAGAAAUUGAGGACCACCCACAAACAAAGACUUCAGACCUGUAAAACUUGACAACUUUUCUUGUCAGUUGUUCAGCAAUUUCAUUGCUCCACUCUGAGACAAUUUGCAUGAGAUAUUUCCUAGUGUGCUACAUGUACAACUUACGUUUUUGCAUGGACAAGGAAAAAUUGGUGUGUGAGAGAAUUAGAACUACCAGUAGAUUCUACUUUAUGCCAGGCUUCUUGCUGUAGAGACUUUGCAAGAGACCAGCUGUCACACUCAUAAAUUCUUCAUGAGACCGACAGCCAUGCCUAAAGCAUGGAAUAGGCCAUUUUACAGUUGUGGGCUAAGUGUCCUAGCCUUUGAGUGAACGUGAGGCUGAGGUUGACCUUGUUUUGAUACAAACCGCCUUCCUUUUCUAAUGUAAAUUUUGCUUAAAAAUACUAGUUAGCGUAAGAAAAACAUGGUUAACAUAAUAAAGGAGGAAGGGUUGUAUGAAAACAAGGUCAACUCCAGCCUUGUUUUCACCUGUAACUGUAAAAUGGGUUAUUGCAAUAUUAGAGCGGUUUUCACUUGACUGUCGUAAAACCAAAACCAAAGUAAAUACACUAGCCAACCAAAGGGCGUAGUAAAACCAAAACCAAACCAAUUCCUCAAUUACUUUCAACAGUCAAGUGAAAACCGCUCUAUUAUAUGAUGGUAAUCUCAAUUCCUCAUUUCUAUUGAUCAUCCAUAACAGUUUCCAACCAAAGGAAAAGGAAAUUUGUUUGAUUUACUUUUUUUCACUUUUUUUAGUAUUGCAACUGUCGCAGAACUGGAUCAGAAAUACAUUCUUACGGCUGCCAGUGUGCGAGACAGUUAUCUUGUCUACAUCCUGAGAGAGCAUGCAGAAAAUAAGUCAGUUAUCAUCUUUACACACACGUGUAAGAAUUGUCAGACUCUAGCUAACAUGUUAUGGAAGUGUGACUUACCCUGUGUUGCUCUCCACUCGCUGAAAUCACAAGGGGAGAGGUUAGCUGGAUUAGCUACGUUUAAAUCAGGACUGGUGAAAAUUCUUGUUGCAACUGAUGUAGCAAGCAGAGGCUUAGAUAUACCUCAAGUUGAACUGGUGAUUAACAGCAAUGUGCCAGCGUCACCGAAGGAUUAUAUUCAUCGAGUGGGUCGCACUGCGAGAGCAGGGCGUGGUGGAAUGGCUAUAACACUGAUGACCCAGUAUGAUGUAGAUAGAGUUAAACAGAUUGAAGCUACCAUUAAUACAAAGCUUGUUGAGUUUGAAACCAAUGAAAAUGAAGUGCUGCCAUUACUCAGAGCAGUGAUGGUGGCAAGGAGAGAAGCGCAGUUGAAGGUUCAAAGCAGUGCUGUUUUGGAGAAGAGGAUGAUAAAUAAGAGGAAGAAAAUGCUUUUAGAAGGAAAGGAUCCUGAUGGGAAGCCUGUGAAAAGAAAACGAAGACAAAAGAAAUUGACUGAGAAAGUAAAAAACAAGUAAAUUAGGCUCUGAUUCUCC
This is a messenger RNA of Porites evermanni, 5377 nucleotides long. The record is from the annotation of a GenBank genome assembly. Lineage: Eukaryota; Metazoa; Cnidaria; Anthozoa; Scleractinia; Poritidae.